Molecule: messenger RNA, 942 nt
Organism: Hippopotamus amphibius kiboko
Lineage: Eukaryota; Metazoa; Chordata; Mammalia; Artiodactyla; Hippopotamidae
Product: olfactory receptor 145-like
Exons: 1
Coding region: 10-942 (310 amino acids)
Biological process (GO): sensory perception of smell; G protein-coupled receptor signaling pathway
Cellular component (GO): membrane
Molecular function (GO): odorant binding; G protein-coupled receptor activity; olfactory receptor activity
Source: RefSeq, a predicted model, not a curated record
UUAGAGAAGAUGGCUCCUGGAAAUGGUUCUUUCGUGACUGAAUUCAUUCUGGUGGGGUUAACAGACAAACCAUAUCUUCAACUCCCCCUGUUCUUACUCUUUCUAGGAAUGUAUAUGGUCACUGUGUUGGGAAAUUUGGGAUUGAUAAUCCUAAUUGGGAUAAAUUCACACCUACAUACCCCCAUGUACUUUUUCCUCUUUAACCUGUCCUUCACAGACCUCUGUUAUUCUUCUGUGUUUACACCCAAAAUGUUGAUUAACUUUAUAUCAAAGAAGAAUAUUAUUUCUUACAGAGGCUGCAUGACUCAGCUCUACUUUUUCUGUUUUUUUUGUAUUUCUGAAAUCUAUGUAUUGACAUCAAUGGCCUAUGAUCGUUAUGUGGCCAUCUGUAACCCCCUUUUAUACAACAUCGCCAUGUCUCCUAAAAUGUGUUCCAGCCUUAUCCUUGGUUCAUACUUGAUGGCAUUUUCUAGUGCCAUGGCUCACACUGGAAGCAUGCUGAGAUUGACCUUCUGUGAUGUAAACACCAUCAAUCAUUAUUUCUGUGACAUCUACCCUCUCUUCCAGCUGUCCUGCAUGAGUACCUAUGUCAGUGAGCUGGAAGUUUUCAUUUUGUCAAGCAUCAACAUCAUUGUGCCCAGUCUUACCAUCUUUUUUUCUUAUAGUUUCAUCCUCUCCACCAUCCUUCACAUCAGUUCCAAGGAGGGUAGGUCCAAAGCUUUCAGCACCUGCAGUUCCCACAUGAUUGUCAUUUCUCUGUUCUUUGGAUCAGGGGCAUUUAUGUAUCUCAAACCAUCUUCUGCUGAGUCUAUGGAUGAAGGAAAAGUCUCUUCUGUUUUUUAUACCAAUGUGAUCCCCAUGAUGAACCCCUUAAUUUACAGUUUGAGGAACAAAGAUGUUAAAAUUGCUCUGAGAAAAACCCUGGGGAGAAGAAAGUUUUGA